Molecule: messenger RNA, 2359 nt
Organism: Leucoraja erinaceus (little skate)
Lineage: Eukaryota; Metazoa; Chordata; Chondrichthyes; Rajiformes; Rajidae
Product: zinc finger protein 226-like
Exons: 2
Coding region: 230-1648 (472 amino acids)
Biological process (GO): regulation of immune system process; negative regulation of transcription by RNA polymerase II; regulation of cytokine production
Source: RefSeq, a predicted model, not a curated record
UAAGAUCUUUGAUACCAAGCGCGCAGGCGCGGAGAACCCCGGAAGUGGUGCGGCCAAGGCGCGCGUGCGGUCCGUGGACAAAAGACUCCGGAGGAUCGGCGGCGGGAUAGAACAAGCGCAGGAUAUUGAUGCUCGGGAAUCUCAAACUCCUUCAGUUAACCUGCACCUGAACGCGUGGGAGGGAUUCACUGUGUCAGCUGAGCCGACGAGGCACCAUAAAUUCCGCAGCAUGGAGACAUUAUUCACUAGCUCUGAGAGUGAGCUGGGAUUCACUCAUUCUUCCCACCAGCAAGAUCACGUUGUGGAGAAACCAUUUCCCUGUCCCGAUUGUGGGAAGGGAUUCACUCAAGCAAACAACCUGAAGAGACACCAACAGCAAGUUCACGCUGAGGAGAAACCAAUUCCCAGUCCUGAUUGUGGGAAGGAAUUCUCUCUGGCCGGCAGCCUGAAGGAACACCAGAGAAUUCCCACGGGGGAGAAGCCAUUCACUUGUCCUAUGUGUGGGCAGGGAUUUACUGCAUCAUCUGGGCUACAGACACAUCAGUUGAUUCACAUGGAGGAGAGGCCGUUCACCUGCUCGGAGUGUGGGAAAGGAUUUAUGCAGUUAUGCCACCUACAGUCACACCAGCGGAUUCACACUGGAGCGAGGCCGUUCACUUGUUCUGAGUGUGGGAAGAAAUUUAUACAGUCAUCUCACCUAAAGUCACACCAGCGGAUUCACACCGGGGAGAAGCCCUUCACCUGUACUGAUUGUGGGAAGGGAUUUACUGCAUCACUUGGGCUACAGAGACAUCAGCUGAUUCAUACUGGGGUGAAGCCAUUCAUCUGCUCCGAGUGUGGGAAGGGAUUUAUGCGGUCAUUGGACCUACAGUUACACAAGCGGAUUCACACUGGAGAAAGGCUGUUCAGUUGUUCUGAGUUAGGGAAGGGAUUUAUUGACAUAUCUGUGCAACAGAGACACCAGCAGAUGCCCAGCGUGGAGAGGCCAUUCACCUGCUCUGAGUGUGGGAAGGGAUUUAUGCGGUCAUCUCACCUGCAGUUACACCAGCGGAUUCACAGCGAGGAGAGGCCGUUCACCUGCUCUGAGUGUGGCAAGGGAUUUAUACAGUCAUCUCACCUAAAGUCACACCAGCGGAUUCACACUGGAGAGAGGCCGUUCGCUUGUUCUGAGUGUGGAAAGCGAUUUAUUGACGUAUCUGGCAUACAGAGACACCAGCAGAUGCACAGCGGGGAGAGGCCGUUCAUCUGCUCUGUGUGUGGGAAGGGAUUUGUACAGCCAUCUCACCUACACUCACACCAACAGAUUCACACUGGGGAGAAGCCAUUCACUUGUUCAGUGUGUGACAAGGGGUUUGGUAAAUUAUACGGGCUACAAGUACACCUGCGAAUUCACACUGGGGAGAAGCCGUUCAUUUGUUCUGUGUGUGGGAAGGGGUUUACUAACUUAGCUGCAUUACAGAGACAUCAGAGAGUUCACACUGGUGAGAGGCCAUACACCUGCUCUGAGUGUGGGAAGGGAUUCAUUCAGUCUGCCCAGCUGAAGGCCCACCAGCGAGUUCACACUGCGGGGAAACCAUUUGCCUCUCCCAACUGUGGGCAGGUCAACACUGAUGAUCUGGUGACCAACUAUCAAAUUCACACUGAGUAGAGGCCGUUCCCCUGUGUGUGGGAAGGGUUUCGCUCAGUCUUCCAACCUAGUGAGGCAUGAGUGAGUUCACACUGGGGGGGUUAACCAUCGCAGUUGCUGAAUCCGUUUGCUGUUGAACUAAGCUCUGUUCACAGUUGCUGAAUCUGGUUGCAAGUCCACAAGUGUCUGCUGGUGUUGGACUAUGCGGUAUCUGCUGCUACUCAUCACAUCUAGGACUGAAUACUUGUUUAAGAAAGAACUGCAGAUGCUGGAAAAAAUCGAUGGUAGACAAAAAUGCUGGAGAAACCCAGCUGGUGAGGCAGCAUCUAUGGUGAGAAGGAAUAGGCGACGUUCCGGGUCGAGACCUUUCUUCAGACCAAAGAUCUUAGAGCCGAGCAAGAUUGACCACUCCUACAAACUCCAAUGGACUGACGUGUAGUACGCAAUGGAGCGUAACUUCCGCCAUUUCAGUAAACCCGACCCGACUUCAUUUAUGCUUCUUGCAGUGUAAUCAGCAAUGCGGGGGAACAGUUUGUGUGUUUUUAAAUGUUUUUUUAAAUUUUAUUUUUAAAUGGCUCAUGCCCUGUGUUUGAAUUGAUUUUUGUAUUAAACUUGCACUCUAAUUCAUCUAAUCCCAUUGUUCACAACUGCUUGUAUGCACCCAUAAAGGCAAUUAUAUUUAUAUAAUAUAUAAUAACACAUAUAUAUUUGUUUUAUAUAUAUAUAUAUAUA